Medicago truncatula (barrel medic) is the source of this 1114-nucleotide messenger RNA. Its product is annotated as protein E6. NCBI's taxonomy places the organism in Eukaryota, Viridiplantae, Streptophyta, Magnoliopsida, Fabales, Fabaceae. The transcript has a single exon. The coding region runs from base 81 to 812 and encodes 243 amino acids. The record is from RefSeq and is a predicted model, not a curated record.
AAUGACCCUAACAAUUUGAUUCUCUCAACAGUCAUAACUCAUUGUCUGUUCUAUUCUGUUCCGCUCCGUUUCACACACACAUGGCUUCUCUUGCAAACCAAGUCUCUUUCCUUUUCUUAUUGGUACUUUUCCUCUCACCCCAAAUUCAAGCUAGACAAAACAAGUUCUUUAGCUUCUUUACUCAUUUCAAAACCACCCACAAUGUUGAAGAUCCUCAAUUACCUCAAUCUCCAGCCCCGGCACCAGAACCUGGAGCUGCACCAGAGAUUGAAUCAACUAAUAUACCAUCAGGACCAGCACCAGAACCUCAAUUUUUAGUCGAAACGGGAAACGGUUACGGUCUCUAUGGCAUUGAUUCUAGCCAAUAUUCUCCAACCAAGGAAACUCCAAAAACCACAUUAACAGAUUUUGAAGAUGAGCUUCUCAAUGAAGACUUCAAUGAUAAUAAAAGCUACAAAAAAGGAUAUCCUCAAACAAACUUCCACAACAACAAUGAAGUGUACACAAAAAACUACAACAAUGAAGAGAACAAGAACAGUUACAACAGCUACAAUGGAAAGGAGUUUUACAACAACAAUUAUGAGAGGAAAGGAGAAGGAAUGAGUGACACAAGGUUUAUGGAGAAUGGAAAGUACUAUUACAAUGUAAAUAGUGAAAAUGAGAAGUAUAACAACGUUAAUGGAUAUGAAUCAGGGAGAGGAAGCACUGAAAAUGAAGGUAACUAUGAAAAGAAUCAAUAUCAAAAUGAGUUUGAGACUAUGGAAGAGUAUGAGAAGCAGCAAGAAGCACAAGGUUACACAUACACACCAUGAUGAGGAUUCUUUAUAUAUAUAUAUAUAUAUAUAUAAUAUAUUUGGUUAAACAAUUUAGAGUGAGAGAGAUACACAAUGCACGCACAUUGGAAAGAAAUUAAUCAGUAAUGAGAUAAUUGUGAUGCUUUAUUUUUAAGGUGUAUGCAUCCAUGAUCUUGCACAGUUUCAUGUUUUGCAGUGUGAGGUUCUAUCUUCUUCCAAAACUAUUUAACAUUUGUGUUAUUAAUGUAACAUUUUGUGUUAUUAAUGUAACAAUCAGAAAGCACAAGCAUUAUUAUUAUAUGUCAUCAAAUUUUUGUUUA